AUGGAUUUACGAGUGGGAUACAAUUAUCGACUAGGUAGGAAAAUAGGAGGCGGUGCAUUUGGCGACAUUUACAUCGGUACGGACAUUUCUUCUUGUGAGGAAGUGGCCAUCAAAUUGGAGUCAGUAACAUCGAAAAACCCGCAACUGGGUUUUGAGUAUAAAGUAUAUCGACUCUUAAAGGGAGGAAUUGGUAUUCCAAGCGUGUACUAUUACGGAGUGGAAGGAACUUUUAAUGUGAUGGUAAUGGAGCUUCUUGGGCCGAGUUUGGAGGACUUGUUCAACUAUUGUAACCGACGAUUCACACUGAAAACAGUUUGCAUGUUAGCUCAGGAAAUGCUACUCCGAAUCGAGUUUCUGCACUCCAAGUUGUUUAUUCACCGCGACAUGAAGCCUGACAAUUUUGUGAUUGGUUUGGGGAAGAAAGCAAACAUCAUCCACCUCAUCGACUUUGGCUUGAGUAAACGGUACCGAAACCCCAUCACCAAAGCUCACAUUCCCUAUCGCGAGAACAAAAGUCUGACAGGAACGCCUCGCUACGCCUCGCUGGGCAAUCAUUUAGGCAUGGAGCAAAGUCGCCGCGACGAUUUGGAAUCGCUCGGCUACAUCUUCCUCUACUUCCUCAAAGGUAAACUCCCCUGGCAAGGCCUUCGCGCCGAAACCAAAAAGGAAAAAUACUCCAAAAUCAUGGAGCUCAAAGUCCAACUCUCCGUCGCCGAUCUCUGCGAAGGCUAUCCCGACGAGCUCAAAGUGUACCUGGAAUACUGUCGCGCGCUGCGCUUCGACGACUGUCCCGACUACGCGUAUCUUCGCCGCCUGUUCCAAGACCUCAUGAAGCGGAAACAAAUCCCCAACGACGGCGUGUAUGAUUGGAUGGACGAAUCGCUGGCGCACAAUCCCGCGGUUCUCCCGAAGCACUGCAUCGACAGUUCGGGGCAUCUGCGACGCGAUCUGCUGCGUCCCGCGCCGCUGAGCUACCGCGUAAAUCGAUUGGUGGCGGGUGAAUGCGAGGCGUGGCGAUGAGAAAUAGACGCGGAGGAGGCGAGCGGAGCGGUAGGGAAGCUGACGCCGUCGAGUUCGGCGCAUUCGUGGGGAGUGGAGAGGCGUGGUGAGUAGAAUGAGGCGUGCGGAGGAGGAAGGAAGAGAAGCGGAGAAGACGAGCGGAGGCGAAGAGGAGAAAAAACGCGAGGCGAGGAGUGGAGUGUUUGGAGAGAAUGCGAAGACGGAGAUGGAGGGGAAGGAAAAGAACGUGGGGACGAGUUCCGGUCCUUUGGAUGCGGGCAAUGCGGGCAAUGCGAUGAAGGGAGAAGAGGCGGGGAAGGCGGGGAAGGCUCCCGAUGGAACCGUGCAGAACAAGGCGGGCGGAGCACGAAUGGGAACGUUUCGACGCCUGUGGCAUUUUUAGUCAAUUCGUAGCUGGAUCUUUU
Messenger RNA from Blastocystis hominis, 1424 nucleotides. RefSeq lists its product as hypothetical. Gene Ontology annotation, biological process: peptidyl-serine phosphorylation; signal transduction. Gene Ontology annotation, cellular component: nucleus; cytoplasm. Lineage: Eukaryota; Bigyra; Opalinata; Blastocystidae. The record is from RefSeq and is a predicted model, not a curated record. Gene Ontology annotation, molecular function: ATP binding; protein serine/threonine kinase activity. The transcript is spliced from 5 exons. Bases 1 to 1020 code for a protein of 339 amino acids.